Episyrphus balteatus (marmalade hoverfly) is the source of this 796-nucleotide messenger RNA. RefSeq names its product translocon-associated protein subunit beta (gene SsRbeta). Bases 177 to 752 code for a protein of 191 amino acids. Lineage: Eukaryota; Metazoa; Arthropoda; Insecta; Diptera; Syrphidae. Gene Ontology annotation, cellular component: membrane; endoplasmic reticulum. The transcript has 3 exons. The record is from RefSeq and is a predicted model, not a curated record.
GCGAACCAACGGCAAACUUUUCACUUUUUCUUUUUCCAAAGAAGUUUGCUUCCCACAAAUACCAAAUUCGAAUUCAAGUAGACGUCGUGUCACUACUUCUUCAUUACGGCUCGUAAAUAGAAUAUCGCCGAAAAACAUAUUUUUUAACCAUUAAUUACCUCAUAAUAAAUUAAAAAAUGUACAAAUUUGGUCUCAUUUGCAUUGCCCUUUUGGCUAUGACCAACUGCUGCCUGUCAUCGGAAGAUGAAACCAGCGCCAGGCUCUUGGUCUCCAAACAAAUCAUGAACAAAUAUUUGGUGGAGAAGAGUGACUUGGUUGUCAAGUACACUGUCUACAAUGUUGGCAAUGGAGCCGCUGUCAAUGUUAAAUUGGUCGACAAUGGAUUCCAUCCGGAAGCAUUCGAAAUUGUUGGAGGUCAAUUGAGUGCCAGCGUGGAUCGCAUUGCCCCACAAACUAACUACACCCAUGUCGUUGUGGUUCGUCCAAAAUCUUAUGGAUACUUUAACUUCACAGCUGCCGAGGUCACUUACAAACCAGUUGAAGAAGCUGAAAAGAUCCAACUGGCAAUCAGUUCUGAACCUGGUGAGGGUGGAAUUGUUAACUUGACCGAAUUCAACAAACGUUUCUCAUCUCAUUUCUUCGAUUGGGUUGCAUUCGCUAUCAUGACUUUGCCUUCGUUGGCUAUUCCAUUGGGAUUAUGGCAUUCGUCUAAGAGCAAAUAUGAGAAAUACAACAAGAACAAGAAGCACUAAAGUGGAGGAGUUCUUCUCAUAAAAUUAAUUUUAAUUUUUUUUUU